Messenger RNA from Liolophura sinensis, 1850 nucleotides. RefSeq lists its product as uncharacterized. The annotation marks the transcript as partial. The transcript is spliced from 8 exons. NCBI's taxonomy places the organism in Eukaryota, Metazoa, Mollusca, Polyplacophora, Chitonida, Chitonidae. The record is from RefSeq and is a predicted model, not a curated record.
UUAUGUAUAUACUACAGUUCGAUCGUCACUGUCAAAAGGAGUUGAUAGUCCGACUACAUCCAUAUCCUUGACGGCGUAGCUGACUGACUAUGGAUCUUUGGAAAAUGGAACUUCCCUGAACUUCACGACAUCCGUGCUUUUAAAUUGUGACAUUUUUUGAGAGAGUUAUGACGAAUGUUGUAAUGGUGUCUGGCAUAGUGACACAGAAACGGAUAUAACGGAGUUACCGUAGCGUUCAUGCCCUGAUUUUGUCCUGUGGCAGUUUACACCAAAAUUUGGCCAACAGGAUGCCCGGUGUAACCCUGCCUCCCUUGGGGCUACCGGUCACGACCGGUGUGCCUGACUCUAGGCCCUCCAGUCGCAGCAGCACUUCCAGCACAGUCUUCACCAGUGUUCCCGCAUGUCGUUUACGAUUAUUGUGCUUUCCAAAGACCAGCAAAGCAAGGCUAUAGCAUACGCAGACCAAUGCCCUCCAGACUACCAUCGUUACGGAACACAAAAGGGGGAUCUGUGCAGAAGCGACAUGGGUCAGUGAAUGAUGUGCGUUCCCGUUACUCAGCAAAAUACCGCCGUGGGUCUGACUUGGGGUCUCGUCUUACAGCCAGUUCUCCCUUUUUGCAAAAGUCAGCACCUGAGGAUUGUCUGAAAUGCAUGUUGAAAGUGUCCCACCGAAAAUGCGAAGCGCACAAGUACAUCCGUGUUGGAGGUGGCUACCGACACAGUUACUGGUUUGUAAAAUGCCUCCUGGAAGAACUAGAAUUACAGCGUCAACAAGAGCUUAUCCGCAAAGAAAGGUUGGAAGCUAUUCGAGAAAAAAAGGUUCGGGCUAUUCGGACAUACAUCAGAACCAAAAGCGGCCGACUCGUGGAGAGGAUUAUAUACCUGGACGAGGAAGAUUACGAGGCCUUCAAGUCAGGAAAAAAUCAGAAAGACAUUUUGGCCAAGUACUUAUCCAAGGACGAGGCCAAGCAGCUCGAUUCGUGGGACAAGGACGAAGUCAAAGCCAUUAAAACGUAUGUCAGAACAAAAAGUGGGCGAUUGAUUGAAAAACUAGUGUACGUGUCAAAAGACGAAUACAACGCUAUGCAGGAAGGUAAAGUGGACGCAAAAGAGCUUUUGAAGAAAUACAUCAAGCCGGAAGAUGGCGAAACCAUCGAGGGUUGGGGAGAACAGGAAAUGAAAACAAUAAAGACUUAUGUUCGGACUAAAAGUGGCAGAUUGAUUGAGAAAACUAUAAUGGUUUCUAAAGAGGACUAUGACGCCAUGAUGAAAGACGGAAAAGACCCAGCUGAAAUACUAAAGAAAUACAUGGCUGUGGGUGACGGUGAAAAAAUUGAAUCGUGGCAAAGUGCAGAGCCCAUGAAAUCAAUAAAGAUGAAAAUACGAACAAAAAGUGGGAGAAUUAUUGAAAAGACAAUCAUGGUGUCCAAGGAGGAUUACGAAGCUCUGACGAAAGGUGGCGCUAAUGCAGACGCUAUUUUGGGGAAAUAUAUGGACUCGGGUGAUAAUAUUGAAUCAUGGGAAAAGGCAGACACCAAGCCCAUGAAAGUGAUAAAAACGUAUGUAAGGACGAAAAGUGGUCGUCUUAUUGAGAAAACUAUAUUAUUAACAGAAGACGAGUACAAAGCUUUCCAAGAGCAAGGCGGAGAUCCCGAAUUCUUGAAAAAAUUCAUCAAGCUGGAAAAAGGAGAAGCGAUUGAGGACUGGGAGAAGGCUUCCACCGUUUAUGAAGCGUCAGAUGACGAAGAUGACGUUUUCAAAAAAGCCAAGGCGGGAACAAAGCUCAUUGGCAAAGACGGGACGGUGUAUGAGGUUGUGGUGGAUCCCUUGACAGGAAAGAAAUACAAGAA